AUGAAGUGGCUUGGGGUCCUCGGGCUGGUGGCCCUCUCAGAAUGCUUGGUCAGAAUCCCUCUGAUGAAGGUCAAAUCCAUUCGAGAAAACCUCCGGGAAAACGACAUGCUGAGAGAUUACCUUGAGAAGUAUCCUUACAACCCCGCCAGGUUUCUCAGCCUAUAUCAUCAGCCCCGGCAAGUGAAUUUUGAGCCCAUGAGGAACUACCUGGACAUGACCUAUGUCGGCAUCAUCACCAUUGGAACACCCCCUCAGGAGUUCAGGGUCAUCCUCGACACUGGCUCUACUGACUUGUGGGUGCCCUCCAUCUAUUGCAAGAGCGUGGCCUGCGGUGGCCACAAUAUCUUCAGGCCGCAGCUCUCCUCCACAUUCCAGUCCUCGGAACGGCGCAUGGACAUCGCCUAUGGCUCCGGGCGGAUGUCGGGACAUGUUGGCUAUGACACCGUUCGGAUCGGGGGCCUUGUGGACGAAAACCAGGCCUUUGGCCUGAGCCGCAAGGAGCGCGGCAAUCUCAUGGAAUUUUCAGUCUUCGAUGGCAUCUUGGGACUGGGCUAUCCUGGCCUUGCCAUUAAAGGAACCACCCCUGUCUUCGACAACCUGUGGGAACAAGGCCUCCUUUCUGAGAAAGUCUUUGCCUUCUACUUGAGCAGCCGGAAAGAGAGAGGCAGCGUGCUGAUGCUUGGCGGGGUGGACCCCUCCUACUAUGAGGAGGAGCUUAACUGGGUGCCAGUGUCCCAACCCCUCUACUGGCAGGUACACAUGGACAGAAUCACCAUGAAUGGGACAGUUAUUGCUUGUAACGGCGGCUGCCAGGCCAUUAUUGAUACCGGGACCUCCAUGCUGACCGGCCCGCAUAACUCUAUCGCCUCGGUCCAGCAAAGCAUCAAAGCCAAGGUUUCCAAUGGAGGCGAGUACAGUGUCCACUGUGACACCGUCGACACCCUGUUUGACAUCGUUUUCGUCAUCAGCGGCGUCAACUACCCGGUGCCACCCAGUGCCUACAUCCGGAAGGACCGUUCAGGCGCCUGCUACACCAACUUCGAAAGUUACCAGACCAGAUCGCCGGACACAAACACCUGGAUCUUGGGAGACGUUUUCCUGAGGCUGUAUUUCAGCGUGUUUGAUCGAGCGAACAACAUGAUUGGCCUGGCUCGUGCGACAUCAUCGCUGUAA
Messenger RNA from Propithecus coquereli (Coquerel's sifaka), 1173 nucleotides. RefSeq names its product pepsin F-like. Gene Ontology annotation, molecular function: aspartic-type endopeptidase activity. The record is from RefSeq and is a predicted model, not a curated record. The transcript is spliced from 9 exons. NCBI's taxonomy places the organism in Eukaryota, Metazoa, Chordata, Mammalia, Primates, Indriidae. Gene Ontology annotation, biological process: proteolysis. The coding region runs from base 1 to 1173 and encodes 390 amino acids.